GUGAUCGGGUGGUUUAUCCGUGCCGAUAGGUUAUUUGUACAAGCUAUUUCAAAAUGAGAUCAUUUGAUAUGGCGCAUAUAAUAAAACGGUUUAAUUGUUAAAAGUCAAAUACUCACAUUCGGUGUAAUCUAAUAGAUAGUUGGACAUUAGUGGAACUGUGAUAGAAAAGAAGGAAAUGCCGAAGCGAAACCUUCAGAUUCUAAUAGACAACCAAAAGACGGUUUAUUUUCCGGGAGACACGAUAACUGGACGUGUACAGUUCGACGUAGAUGAACCUCUUAAAGUAAGAUCCAUCGUUCUGAAAUUCGUGGGAUGGGCGAACGUUCACUGGACGGAGCAAAGAAGCAGCGGGAAAUCCUCUCACACGGUGCAUUUUAGAAGCCACGAGGACUACUUCAACUUCAGCCACACCCUUCUAAGCAGAGCCACUACCGGAUCAGACGAAAUCGUUUUAUCGCCGAAUUCCUACACCUACCCAUUUAGCGUUACGCUUCCGUACAACAUUCCGUCAUCGUAUGAGGCUUACAUCGGACAGGUGCGCUACAUUUUCAUUGUGGACGUUGACAUACCGUGGGCUUUUGAUAUCCACGCUAAACACAUGAUCACCGUGAUGGAUCCACUGGACCUGAAUACCAUUCCCAAUCUCGAGUCACGUGCAGAGAAGACUGACCAGAAGGUGCUGUGCUGUUGUUGCUGCGCAUCGGAUCCUAUUUCCGCUCACGUCCGCCUCGAGAGACAGGGCUACGUGCCUGGAGAGGAAAUUCCGUUUUGGGCCGAAAUCAACAACCAGAGUAACAGGACAAUGAGCUGCAGCAAAGCCCGACUUCUUAUGAGUGUCUCGUACCAUGCUACGUCUAAAACUCGAAUUGUACAAAACUAUCUCACCCAAAUCAAGCAUGGCGAGAUUGAAGGUGGCGGCACGGAAGCCUACGUCAACGAGAAACUUCACAUCCCUGUGGUCCCUCCUUCGUUCCUUAAAAACUGUAGGAUCAUUGAUAUCCGUUACUAUGUUGUGAUAACAGUAGACCCAUCCGGUCUCGGCUUCGAUCUUCACGUGCCAGUAGAAGUUGUGAUUGGCUCCAUUCCACUCCGAUCCGUUGCCCAGCAGCAUGGACUCGCACUUCCGGAUCGCCAGGCUCCUAUUGCCCCAAUCGCGAACCUGCCGCCACCGCCACCUCCCUACCUGGGAGCUCCCGCGGGACUCUACGAUGAUAUUGCGUAUCCUCCAGCACUUCCGCAAACGACGUUCGCCCAGAGUGCUCUCGGAGCUCACAGCACCGCGGAGGCAGGGGACACUGAGCACACCUAUGGAAACACGAACUUUGCACCCGUGUACACGUACUAUGACUGGAGCAAGCCGAGUAAUAACACUACUCAGUUUGAGAUCGAAGGAUAGAAUUACUCGUUUUGGUACCAAGUUUAAUAGCCGUGAACAUAUUGUAGUUAAAAGGUUUUAAAAUAUGUCUGUGUUUAUAUAUAGUUUUGUAUGCGCUCAUGAAGCAAUAAUCACAAUUUUAGCCAAAUACAUUACGCACAAUCCACUGUUUUUUUUUUCGUCAAUUCACGUAGCGUAUAAUGUGGUAACGGUAGCUGUGUAUAAUCAUUGUGAUUUUGUUUCUGUUUUUAUUUAUUAUAUAUGUAACAGUUUAUUUAUUUAAAGAAUUUAAUGGAUUUUUACUAGUAAAUCAGUAAUGCAUCGCAACCCAAUACAGAGUUUAUUUUAAUGAAAAAUAAUAAACUAUGUUGUGCAAAACAGUGCUAAUGAGGUGACAAACAAUGUACGUGUUUGGUAGUGCAUUGUGCCUUCUAUAACGACACCAUCCCAAUAAAUGUAAUAUGACGUUGAUCAGAAUUAAAAUUUGAUAUCGGUAUAAGUCAAUAAAUACUCAAUUUAGUUUAGCAUUCUCGUCAUGGUCGAUGUCGAUACACAAAACACAUGUAUACUUUUGCUGUCAAGUGAUUUUAUCCCAUAAUAUUUAUACCGACAUUGACGGUAUAACACCUCAUGUAAUAAACUAGUCUGUAUCCCAC
Messenger RNA from Dreissena polymorpha, 2031 nucleotides. RefSeq names its product arrestin domain-containing protein 3-like. The coding region runs from base 176 to 1396 and encodes 406 amino acids. Gene Ontology annotation, biological process: protein transport. The record is from RefSeq and is a predicted model, not a curated record. The transcript is spliced from 7 exons. Gene Ontology annotation, cellular component: cytoplasm. Lineage: Eukaryota; Metazoa; Mollusca; Bivalvia; Myida; Dreissenidae.